Messenger RNA from Nicotiana tabacum (common tobacco), 1209 nucleotides. NCBI's taxonomy places the organism in Eukaryota, Viridiplantae, Streptophyta, Magnoliopsida, Solanales, Solanaceae. The record is from RefSeq and is a predicted model, not a curated record.
AUGUAUGAUGGAGCAAAGACCCAAGUGAGGACGGUGGGUGGGGACUCAGACCAUUUUUCGGUUAUGAUGGGGUUGCAUCAGGAGUUGGCACUUAGCCCUUUUUUGUUUUCUCUGGCGAUGGACGAUAAAUGCAUUCAUUAUAUAUCUAACAUCGGUUUGCAGGCUGAACUUAAUAAACCAGUUUCUGCUGAUGAUUCUACUGAAAUUGGAGGUCCAAAUGAUGGAAGUAAGUCCAGUAAAAAGAUAAAUCCUGGUGGUGAGCAACAUCAUUCCCUUCUUCUGCAGCUUCUUGCUGCUCAGGCUGGAUGUGAACCAAGUGACAUAUGUGACUUUGAGUUGCAAGCAUGCGAUACUCAGCCAAGUGUUAUUGCUGGUGCCAUGAAGGAAUUUGUUUUUUCUGGAAGACUGGAUAAUUUAUGCAGUUCAUUCUGCUCUCUAAAGGCACUGAUAGAUGCUACUUCUCAAAAUAGUCUUGAGGACGAGGUUGGUGUAAGAAUGGUGGCUCUGUUUGAUCAUGAAGAGGUUGGGUCUGCUUCAGCACAAGGAGCUGGAUCCCCGGUCAUGUUUGAUGCUCUCUCACGAAUUACAAAUACAUUUAGUCCAGAUUCAAAGUUAAUACCGAAAGCGAUCCAGAGGAGUUUCCUGGUCUCUGCUGAUAUGGCACAUGCCUUGCAUCCUAAUUAUCCGGACAAGCACGAAGAGAAUCAUCAACCCAAAUUUCACGGUGGGCUUGUUAUAAAACACAAUGCUAAUCAACGUUAUGCCACCAAUGCAGUCACUUCCUUCAUCUUCAGAGAAAUAGCUGCUAAGCACAACAUUCCUAUUCAGGAUUUUGUGAUUCGCAAUGACAUGCCAUGUGGCUCAACAAUUGGACCUAUAUUGGCAAGCGGGAUAGGUAUUCGAACUGUUGAUGUAGGAGCACCGCAGUGGUCAAUGCAUAGCAUAAGAGAAAUGUGUGCAGUGGAUGAUGUGAAGCAUUCGUACCAGCACUUUAAGGCCUUCUUCCAAGAUUUCUCACUUCUUGAUGGAAAGAUUGCUGUGGACCUCUAGCCCAAAUAUAAUUUGGUAAUCAAACUUGUUACAUCAUAAUAUCCCACACUGUGGGGUCUGGAAUAAUCAAACUUGUUCUCUAAGUCUUAUUUCUUGACAAUGGACAAUGAAGUUAUGCUUGUUUUCAGCGAAUGUUACAACUGAAUUUGUUUCUAAAAA